CCCAUCGUGUCCGCGGCAUGCGAGGUAAGCCGUGGCUCGCACCAUGGACGAUGACGUCAACCGGAGCUCGGAUCUCCCUGCCGACGAGCGAAGAGUUCGAGCUAGUCGGGAGCGCGGCGGAGCCCGAGCUGCACAUCGCCGGCGAUGUGAGCGAGGAGCAGCUCCAGGAAUCGCUGAAGGAGGUGCUGCAGGAGGGCGUCGAGUGCAGCAAAAUGCUGGACGUUCUCGCCCGGUGCGGAGACGGAGGUUCACGGUUCAGAGUGUGGGGGAAAUCAGAAGAAUCAUGUGAAUAAUGGCAUUGAUUUUAAUGCCACUGAAAAUAUCAUUCAUUUUCGGGGGAGUUCCUUUGAUUCAAAAUUUGCAAUGUACACUACAUCACCUAGUCCUUUAGAUGAAGAUCUAAUGUCGAUAUCGGCAAGUUUAGCCGAUGGAGAAUACACAGUAUUUGAUCGUAUUACGUACCUCGGAGGUGCUGUCAUCAGUGAUCCAAACAGUGUAAUAGAAAUAAAAAGAAAUAUGUCUGUUCUAAAUAAUCAAUCAUCUGCUUCAGCACUCCAUAUUUCCUUGUCCCUGCCAUUGAAUUCCGAAGGAUGUGUUAUUUUAUAUGAACCAAGUUCUUCAAAUGAAAUAGCAAGUUUUCCUAUCAUACAAAUCAAGGCCCAUAUUGCGGGAGACGUUGAUACCAAAGAAGCCAAUUGUCUGACUCUAGUAUGUAGCUGCAGCCAAGGCACCAUUCCCGAUUCGACCAUCUUUCAGUGUCAUGUGUUCCGCUGUGAAGUACCAGAAGCUGUGUCAAAAAUAAUGCAGUGCUUCUCGGCUGCCCUGAAAAAAACUCCGAAAUUACCUAUUCCAAAGUCUGAAUCUUUUGGCAUUGAUAAAAGCUCAACUGAUUUGAAAAACAAUCUGGUGAAUUAUGUGUUUGAAGGAACAUUGGAAUUCAAGGAAGAUGAUUCCAAGGGUGGAUAUGCUAACUGUCCUCGAGAUAAAGAUUACUUCAAACUAAGGUCAAAGUUAGAAAAAAGUGUGACUUUAACUGUUCAGCAAGUGUCAGACAAUAGAGAACUUGUUAUUGAAAGAUGCUUUGGGCUGCUUAUAUCUCCAGGCAGAAAUGUUAGAAACAGUGAUAUGCAGCUAGUAGAAAUGGUAUCGUUUGUGAGAACACCCGGGGAAAAAGAUGUAUAUACAGUCACUGGUUUGUGGGAUCCCAAUGAAGAAGUGUUUGAAGUAUUGAAUACUGAGACUCCAAAAGACACUAGGGUGUAUAUGACCAUAGCCGCUGACCUUGUCAUAGCAGGAAUACAGGAGCCGGUGAGGUUCGUUAUCGAAACAAAGGCAAAAAUAUUUCCUCCGACGGAACGCUUUUGGUACUUCUCGAAGAAAACUUUGUUGGAGAACUUUUAUUUAAGAGUAAAAGAAAUGGAGCUGGAUUCUGGCGAUCAUGCAAUGCAAGUUGUAAGUGUAACUAGCACCACCAAACUGCAAAACAAGAAGGCAUCUCUCAGUUUGAACAUAACAAAAGCCGAUUCCAAAGCCACAAAUGUGCCAACGCCAUCCAGUCCGGAAGACGUCGACUCCCCAUCUGAUAAUGAUGAGCCUUUAUUGAGCGGUACUGGAGAAGUGAGCAAAGACUGUACGGAAACUGAACUGGAAGGCUGGUCCGAAGCAUUAUUGAAGUGGAGGCAGAAUUUAUCCCAACGACCCAAAAACUUGAGGAAUCUCGUGAGGCGGGGCAUCCCGGAAGCAUUGAGGGGUGAAGUUUGGCAGCUGCUUGCUGGAUGUCACGAUCACAAGCAAAUCGUUGAUACUUACAAGUCUCUUAGCAACAAGGAUUCUUCCUUUGAAAAUAUAAUAAUGCGAGACAUCAAUAGAACAUUCCCUGCUCAUGAACUUUUCAAUGAAAAGAAUGGAACAGGUCAAGAGUCAUUACUGAAAAUUUGCAAAGCAUAUUCAAUAUAUGAUCCAGAAGUUGGUUAUUGUCAAGGGCUGUCUUUUCUUAUCGCAGCUUUGUUAUUGCAUAUGCCAGAAGAACAAGCCUUUGGUGUGUUCAUGAAAAUUAUGUUUGACUAUUCUACUAGGGACAUGUUUAGAAAUGGGUUCGAGCAGCUGCAUCUUAAAUUUUUUCAGCUUCAAAAAUUAAUGGAGGACCAGUUACCAGAGUUGGCUUCUCACUUUGAAGAUCUUGGGAUUGAAGUUCACAUGUUUGCUUCUCAGUGGUUUUUAACUCUUUUUACGGCAAAGUUUCCUCUAAAUCUCGUGUUUUUCAUCAUUGACUUAUUCUUAUUGGAAGGAAUAGAUGUUAUUUUUCAAGUUGCUGUUGCUCUGCUUAUGUUGUCACAAAAGGAACUUUUAGCACUAGAUUUUGAAGGAGUACUAAAACAUUUUAGAGUAUCAUUACCAAAGAAAUACAGGUCUGAAGAUUUUGCGAAACUACUUAUCCGAAAUGCCUUAAAAGUCAAAGUUAAAAGGUUAAAGAAAUACGAACGAGAUUAUGCACUAUUUUUAAAUCAAGAAAAAACGCAAGAAGAUCCUAUCAAAGUGUUACAGAGAGAAAAUAAACGAUUGUUGGAUGCUAACCUCCACCUUGAUAGAGAAAACGACGAUCUCGCUCACGAGCUCAUUAACAUUAAAUUGCAAUUACGAAGUGAUCUAGUCAAGUCUGAAGAUAAAGUGGAAACUCUUACAAAAGAGCUGCAGGCAGCUUCUAUUACAAUCAUGGAGUUGGAAGAAGAAAAGAAACGACUUACUCUUGAAGUUGCCCAGCUAAAAGAAAUGUGCCGGAGAGAACUCCAAAGAGCCGAGACCGAAAGUGUGCGUAAUGCAGCCAUCAUUUCUGAUUACAAACAAAUUUGCAGUCAGUUAAGCACCAGACUUGAAAAAGAACAAACUGCAGCCAAACAACAUAUAGAGAUUGUAAAGGACAAAAUUGAAAAUUGCAUCGAGUGUUCAAAGUAUCUGGACCUAAUAGCUCCCACCACAUCAUCAAAGAAUGCGUUCAAGGAAUCUCAACUCAACAAGGAGAACCAGACCCACGAGAUCGAGAACCAAGCCAGGGAAUUGGAGCUGGAGCUUGCGAGAACCAAAUUGGCCUUGGUUGAAGCCGAGUGCAAGAACCAGGACUUAACGCAUCAGUUAAACACAGCUAUAAAUGAGUUGCAGACAUCAAAGAACACUUGGCUCCAAAAAACAUUCUCGAGCAUCAGGGACGUGGCCAAGAAAGACAGCAUUGCCGCGAAGGAAAAGGACAAUAGCUAAUUUAGUCUUUUUAUUUUUGCUUAGGGACCAGAGCAAUACUGCUAAGCUAAUUGUGUUGUCUGAAAUUAUUUCAGUUAUGUGAUUGCGAUCGUGAUAUCUGUUCAAAGUGUACAGCUUGAAGAUUUUCCUUUUUUUAUAUUUGUAUUUAUGUAUGUACAUUAUGUAAAUCUUGUGUGUAUCAUAUUUUAAUUGAAGAUAGUGCAAUUUGUAAAUUGCCCGGUAAUUGUAGAUUUUUGUAUUAUCAUGAAAAUAAAAUGUGAUUCGUGUA
Molecule: messenger RNA, 3520 nt
Organism: Uloborus diversus
Lineage: Eukaryota; Metazoa; Arthropoda; Arachnida; Araneae; Uloboridae
Product: rab GTPase-activating protein 1-like
Exons: 24
Coding region: 364-3252 (962 amino acids)
Source: RefSeq, a predicted model, not a curated record